Truncatella angustata is the source of this 1527-nucleotide messenger RNA. RefSeq lists its product as uncharacterized. Gene Ontology annotation, molecular function: tRNA (guanine(46)-N7)-methyltransferase activity; protein binding. The transcript has 2 exons. Gene Ontology annotation, biological process: RNA (guanine-N7)-methylation. The record is from RefSeq and is a predicted model, not a curated record. Lineage: Eukaryota; Fungi; Ascomycota; Sordariomycetes; Amphisphaeriales; Sporocadaceae. Bases 200 to 1360 code for a protein of 386 amino acids. Gene Ontology annotation, cellular component: nucleus; tRNA methyltransferase complex; cytosol.
AGGGAACGCACAUUUCACUGCAUCACAGAUAUCAAUUAGGACGGAGCAGCAGUUCUAUGAUAAACACUUUCUUACUUCUUGGGGAAAUUGCCAUCUGCUGCAUUUUCGAUAUUUUCACAUAGGCACACACUUAUCUGUGAGAUCAAAUUUUCGAAUAUCGGCUUAGACGAUUUUACAGGAUUGUCCGCUGGCGCAGAACAUGCACUUACCAUAUCAGUGUGUUGCUGCUCUUGGGCAGAGCGGCAUCGUAGCUGCCGCAAGGGGCACCAGCAUCUUCACAUUCGGAGCCGAUGGGUCAGUGCUUUCCUCAUGGGAGCACCCAGCAACGCAGCACCAAGCCACCGCUGCGGAUAAUGCCACAGAAAAUGGCGCUGAUGGCGCUGUCAAAGCGGACCAAGGCGAGACUUCCUCGCCUACCAAGAGACGGAAAAUAGAAACAGAGGCUGGUGUGCAGGCUGUAACCGCGGAUACUCAAGAGGGAAAGGUAUCUGCAGAAGGCGAUGCUAAAGGCAGCGACCAAAUUAAGGCAAAAAAGGGGAGACGUUCCACCAAGCCCUCUGACUACAAAGGUCAAGAACAGCCUCAUGUCAUUAUGCUCCGAGCAACUCAAGAGGGAAGCCACCUUAUUGCUGUGACGGGCACAGACAAGGCUAUCUGGGUUUUCCAGCAUGAUGGCCAGGGGCAGUUGAAGGAGCUCAGCCAGCGGUCUAUGCCUAAACGACCAUGUGAUUUGACCGUAACGUCAGAUAACAACACAAUUCUGGUCGCUGACAAGUUUGGUGACGUUUAUUCAUUGCCUUUAAUACCAUCAGCCAGCUCUGAGGGAACAGAAACCCCGAAGGCUCCUCGGCCGCUGGAAGCCAAGGGUCCCAACAGUUUCACGGUGCACACUCAGCGCAACCUGAAAGCCUUGAUAGACCAGGAGCACCAACGGCAGCACAAUCCACAGCCAAAGACCAAGGAGGUGCCCACAUUUGUACAUGAACUCCUGAUCGGGCAUGUGUCCAUGCUCACCUCUGUUACUGUCGCCUCGGCAGAGGGCAAGCCCUAUAUCAUCACGGCAGACCGUGAUGAGCAUAUACGGGUGUCUCGUGGUAUACCACAGUCUUAUGUCAUUGAGAACUUUUGUCUGGGACACACAGCUUUCGUCAACGCGCUAUGCCUUGCGCGAGAGGACAUCCUGGUGUCUGGAGGCGGAGAUAAUGAGUUAUAUGUGUGGGAUUGGCGGUCUGGUGUCCUGCAAGGGAAGGCGGACCUAUUGAAUCAUGUUCGACAGGUAGUGCCUGAUGCAAGCAAGGUCGCUGUGACUCAGCUUGUAUCAUCAGGAGAUGGUUUCGUGUUUGCUAUUUGCGAGCGGUAAGAGCAUUACAUCUGUUUCGGUGUGUACUUUAUGUUCCGUUCGGCUAACUUCAUACCCAACAGCGUCCCGGCUGUGUUUGCGUUCCGUCUCACUACCGAUGGACUAACAUUCGCACAAACGCUUCGAUUGGCUAGAAACGCUCUAGAUGUUACCCUACUCCCUGCCUC